AAGAGAAUCGAGUACCCCUAAGUCAUCGACAUAUACAUAAAAUGAACAGAGUUGAGUGUCCCUUAUGAAUUCGAAUGUAAAUCUGAAUUUUGUUCUAGGAAUAUAAAUAUAAUGUUUUAUAAUACUGACUGAUCAUUUUUAUGGACGACGCACCUGAAGUCCAGUUUUGUAUGGCCUGAUAUCGGGCUUAGCUGGUCAAAGACAAGUCCUUCCUAGGAUGGCCACACAUGUAGGGGAUACGUGAUUUGAUAGAUCUCACGGAUUUGAAAUGGGUCGAUAUAGCUGCCGUGUAGCGACAUCGGACGAUAUAUCAAAGGUGUAUGAUCUGCUCAAUGAGUACGUCAUCGAACAGGAGUUAGAAGACGAAUUCACGAAUUCCAAGCGAGCAUUCAGCGACCAUUAUAAGCGUGGACUCUUUACACCAAUCAUCGCCGAGGUCACAGAUGACGGAGAAAAUAAGAAUGAUGUCAUUGGAUGUGCCUUUAUUUCGUUUCCAUUCAAUUACGUCAUCGGAAUCACUGGUUUUAUCCAUUGCUGUUACUUGAAGCCGCCUUAUAGGGAUCAUGGACUUCAGCAAAUGUUACUAAAGCUGGCAACAAAGGUUUCUAUAGAAAAGGGAUCUCACGGCUUGCUGGCGGCUGUGUGUGGGAAAGACUAUAUGUUUAAUUCCGCUUUCGAGUCCGAAGGCGCGACUAACUUAAACACCAGCAUGGCCAAAGGUGCAGGGAGUGAUUUCUGGAUAAUGCCAAAUCCCUCAGCAACGCCAGAGUUUUUGAGUGACAAUUAUGUGAUCCGAGAGGGCGCUGUCCAAGAUUCGGAAGGUGUUUACGAUUUAUGUCAAGAGUUGGUGAAACUAGAGAAAAUAGAGGAUAUUCGGCCUCCAUCAUUUACCAAAGAAGAAUUCAUACGUAAAGGGGGAAGAGAUAGUCCCUUGUAUGGAACAGUCGUCUUGGAACAUCAACGUCGGAUUGGUGAUGAUGAGAGCGACGUCAUUCACGAUAUCGUCGGUUGUAUACUGUAUAGUAAGAUGUAUCAUGCGUUGAAAGGAGACACAUAUUGGUUACAAGGGUUGUAUAUCUCUCCAGCACACAAAGGAAAAGGCCUUGGAAAACCGCUGGUCCGUGCAUCACUUGAGGUUUGCAAGGAUCGCCAUGGAGACGGAUUCAUAUUUAUUAUUCUCAGAAAUAACCAUGUAUCACAAUCACUCUUUAAAUCACUCCAAGGUGUAAAUAUGACAAAAUCUAAACACAACAUGCAAUCACACCUACUUCUUUACAUGUAAAUCUGUACAAAUACAGAAGGAUAUUGUCGGUAAACGAGUGAAUAAAUCAAUUUUGUAUCUGGGGUCGGUCGUACUACGAGUUAAAAUUGACCGGAACCACUAACCAAUGGGAAGCGUCCAAAGUCUUGAUACAAGUCUAUGGAAAGCGUCCGUCAUAAUACAAAUCUAUGGAAAGAAUUGAACGUCAUAAUACCAAUGUAUGGAAACCGUCAACGUCAUAAUAUAAAUCUAGGUGAUAAAAAAAAGGUUGCAAAAGGUUUUAAGGGGGUACAGGUAGUUGGUCUAAUGGUCUGAAAGUAUCUCGUAUGGAUUAAAUCAAUUUGGUCUAAUUGGUCUAGUAAUCAUUUGGUCUAGACUGAGAUCCAUUUGGUCCUACCAACAUUAAUCUAAUAUCCAUCUGGUCUACUUUCCAAUUCAAGUACUUUAUGUUUUUACUUUGUCAAAUGAAAAUUUAGUUCAUAAAUAACUCACAUAAUAUGGACUAGAUGGUUUUUGAUCAAGUGGAUAUAAGACAAAUGGGUAAGGCAUAAUUGGAAAUCAGAUAAAUUGUUAAAUGUACUAAAUAGCAAUCAUACCAAAUUAUUGUAGAUUUACUGGUUGUUGAUGAAAUAAUAUUAGACCAUGUAAGAUGAGACCAAAUGGAAAGUAGUCAAAAUCAUCGGCGGCGGAAAAUUUUGGGAUGGACACAGGUUAAAAAUUUGACAAGCAAGCCAAAAAAAAAAGGUUAUCAAGCAAAAUAUUAGGGGAGGGGAACACCAAAACUUUUUGACAGGCAAAAAAAAGGUUAUAUCAACAACAAAUUUAGGGGGGCCGUCCCCCAACCUCAAAUUUAGGGGGGGGGGACAGGUCGUCCCCCGCUUCCGCCGCCUAUGGUCAAAGUGGGUGUGGACUGAGUGGCAAUUAAUUCCAUUGAAUUUACAAAUGGCUAGUAGAUGAACUAGGAUUAGACCAUGUGGGUUGAGAACAAACACGAAGUAGGCGAAGUAGUACGAGACCAAUCGGAAAUUCACCAAGAGAGUUUAAAAAUGCUCAAGUAUAUAAACAUAUACAUAUUCAUGUUAUAUCCAUAAAUUUGUACAAGUAAUUGAAGGUAUUGUACUGAAAUUACAGGCAUCAAAUUUAAUAAUGCCAUUCUGUUGAUCUUGAUCCAUUCUAUAUCUCUGUUUCCCUUCAAUAUAUUUUGUCUGAUUAGUUUAUUUACUCCACGCUGUUUUGAUGAUCAAGCUUACUAUUUGUCUUUCAGAGGGUUUUACCAUCUCAUAAUUCAGCUCCUCAAUAAUCCCUCCUUCGUUAAUAUGUUGCAUGUACUUCGCAAUCGGUAAUUUGUUGAAUUGUCAAUAUUGUUAUAUAUAUGGUUUUUUUAUUGUCCAACUUAAUGGAAAUUCAUUUUGUUUACAUGCAAACAUACAAAUUACAACACAUAAGGAAAUAUACAUAAUCAAGGAGAGACAAAUACAAAAUAUUGGCGUGCACAUAAUACAUAUUACAUAUUCAUUCUUAUCCAUAAGUCGAUUAAAAAGUGUAAUGAGCUCAUUAUUCCUUUGUAUUUAUGUAUCAAUUAUGUUCCUGUAUUUUUUUCAAUGUAAAUGUAUUGCUUAUAAGGUUCAUUCUAUUUUCUUUUCUAUUUUUGAAUAUAUUAUACAGUAUUGUGUUGAUCAUUGCAAAUAAAGAAUACAAAAAACCCCAAAAUGAAAUU
Messenger RNA from Lytechinus pictus (painted urchin), 2978 nucleotides. RefSeq lists its product as uncharacterized. NCBI's taxonomy places the organism in Eukaryota, Metazoa, Echinodermata, Echinoidea, Temnopleuroida, Toxopneustidae. Gene Ontology annotation, molecular function: N-acetyltransferase activity. The record is from RefSeq and is a predicted model, not a curated record. The coding region runs from base 269 to 1282 and encodes 337 amino acids. The transcript has 9 exons.